Penaeus indicus is the source of this 1195-nucleotide messenger RNA. RefSeq lists its product as uncharacterized. Bases 41 to 943 code for a protein of 300 amino acids. NCBI's taxonomy places the organism in Eukaryota, Metazoa, Arthropoda, Malacostraca, Decapoda, Penaeidae. The transcript has 2 exons. The record is from RefSeq and is a predicted model, not a curated record.
CGUUCCUCCUCAGGCAAACACUUCGUCCAAGAAAGCAGUGAUGAAGGCCGUAUGUAUCGUGGCCUUGUUCGCCGCACUGUGCGUCGCUCCCUUCCGAGCUGAACGGCCUCCGGCCGGAAUGCUGCGUCCUCUGCCCCGUCCCGGCCAUGAGGGCGUGCGCACUCUACCGGCUCUUCUGCCUGACGACCUGAGGCAGACCAGACCUGCUCGACCAGACGUUCCGCCCUUCCAGCGCCCACAGAUCCAGCCCCGACACCCUUCUUUUAUCAAGCAGACGAAGCCUCUUCCCCGUCCAGUGGGAGUUGAAACUCUGCCAGCAGAACUCCCAGAGGAUUUCAGGCAGAUAAGACCCUUUGCUCGUCCAGCAGGAGUAAACACACUUCCUGCUGACCUUCCCGAGGAUCUUCAAGGCUCAAGGAAGCAGACAAGGCCUUUUGUCCGACCCGACGUCCCUUCCUUCCAGCGACCUCAGAUCCAGCCACGACACCCUUCCUUUCUCAUGCAGACGAAGCCUCUUCCCCGUCCAGUGGGAGUUGAAACUCUGCCAGCAGAACUCCCAGAGGAUCUCAAGCAGACAAGACCCUUUGCUCGUCCAGCAGGAGUAAACACACUUCCUGCUGACCUUCCUGAGGAUCUUCGAGGCUCAAGGAAGCAGACAAGACCGUUUGUCCGCCCCGACGUCCCUUCCUUCCAGCGACCUCAGAUCCAGCCCCAACACCCAUCUUUCACCAAGCAAACGAAGCCUCUGCCUCGUCCGGUAGAACUUCCGGGGGAUCUCAAGCAGACAAGGCCCUUUGCUCGUCCUCCAGUCCCAUCUCUCCAGCGCCCUAAUCCUUGGUCUCUCCAUGUGCCUCAGGGCGAAGCCGAGAUCUGCCAGAGCUGCGAGCGACUGCCCUUCGUUCGCCGAGGAGCCUGUUGCAAGCGGUGGAACCUCUGCUGUUGAGGAACUUCGUGGCUGCAGGGCGACAGAUGACAUCCUGUGACUCUUAUUAUUGUCAAUAUUGAUGACUGUUUGGCUUUUUCAUUUAUUGAUUAGGUGGAUAAUCAUAGUGUCACUACCCACAGAUUAUGUAACAUAAACAGAACGAGUCUUUUCAGUAAUGUAUAUGAGUGUUUGUGACGCCAAACAUUUGGGAAUAUGCUACAUGAAAUCAUUUCAGCAUAAUACACACAAAUAUAAUAUUUUAAAACCUUA